Molecule: messenger RNA, 1172 nt
Organism: Vigna umbellata (rice bean)
Lineage: Eukaryota; Viridiplantae; Streptophyta; Magnoliopsida; Fabales; Fabaceae
Source: RefSeq, a predicted model, not a curated record
AACAAGGCUCAAAUUGAACUGAGAAAAAGACUGAUGAUUGGCAUUAAUGAAACUAAAUCUGAAGUGUGUCUUUGAGAGAAGCAGCAAGGCAUUAUGAUCCGCACAUUGUCAAAUAAUUUUAGAUGGUGUGAUGAACAGAAAACCCAAGAGAUUCCUUCCGGAACAUUGUCUAUAUCAUCUGAUGAAACUUGGACUUCAUAUUGGUCGCACCUACGACCAGCUCAAGCUGAGGUUCUGAUCUUAAACAUUCGAACUAAUCAGUACUCCUUUCCAAAGUACCUGAAAGAAAUGAGCAAACUAAAAGUUCUGAUAGUCAUGAAUUAUGGUUUCCAUCCGUGUGAAUUGUUCGAUUUUAAGCUACUUGGCACAUUAUCAGUCCUAAAAAGAUUGAGACUAGAGAGGAUUUCGAUUCCUUCCUUUAUCUCAUUGAAGAAUCUUAAAAAGUUAUCCCUCUACUUGUGUGAUACACGCGAGGCUUUCGAAAACAGUAACAUUCUAAUUUCAGACGCUUUUCCAAAUCUAGAGGACUUGAAUAUUGAGUAUAGCAAAGAUAUGGUUGGACUGCCUAAGGGACUGUGUAAUAUCACCUCCUUAAAUAUGCUCAGCAUCAGUAACUGCCAUAAGCUUUCUGCAUUGCCUCAAGAAAUUGGAAACUUGGAGAAUCUGAAACUUUUGAGACUAAGCUCAUGUACCGAUUUGCAAGUGAUACCAAAUUCUGUUGGAAGGCUUUCAAAUCUACGGCAUAUGGACAUCUCAAACUGCAUAAACCUUCCUAAUUUACCAGAGGAAUUUGGUAAUCUAUGUAAUCUAAGAAUUCUCUACAUGACAAGUUGUGAAAGGUGUGAACUGCCAUCCUCAAUCAUCAAUCUUAAGAAUUUAAAGGAGGUGGUAUGCGAUGAAGAGACAGCUUUUCAAUGGGAAGCUUUCAAACCUAUGCUUCCAAAUCUGAAGAUAGAUGUUCCUCAACUUGAUGUAAACUUGAAUUGGCUUCAUGCAAUUCACUCCUAAUAUCUGUUUCAUACAAUUUUUUUUUUUGUUUGCAAGUGGUGGUUGAAAGUAAAGGGAAGAAAAUAAGGCUUCGCUCUCACAAUGGAUUAUCGUAAAAGGAUAGUUUUAAGUUCUAAAUCUACGUUAGUUGGUUCAAAGGGGCUAAUAUUUGCCUUGUUCUUACA